CUUAAAACAAUUGCGAUGCGAUAUGACGUUUCGUCUGUCGCAACUGUUGGAAACUGCGACAAGGAAGAAAUUUCGUGAGACCGAGAUGGAUAAGAAGGAGCCGGAGGAUGCGUUCAAGUACCACAAGUACUUGAAGCCGCUGGUGAGGUCGGUCUCGACGAGGAUCUCGAUCGCGCACACCAAGUCCGCGAAGCGCGUCCUCGCACCGUACGUGAAUCUGAUGCGCAGAGGACGUCGAGUGACUCUUCGUCGUGGCCGCGAUAAGUUCAACUUUUUCCUCUCCAAGAGAUCGAGCGUGCUGAUGAAGAACCUCACCGUCUUCAUGGCGAACAGCAACGAGUUGCCGUUGCUUCUGCACGAGACCACAGAUGUUUUGAAAUCCUUGACGAAUUCUUUGGGAGCAAGACUUUACAUUAUAGAUCAAUCCACGAAUCAGCUUUACCUGUACCAGCACAACGCGCCUUACAAGAAAUGCAGGGUCAAUUACGAGAUCGAAGCCGGUAAAUCUUUGGCCGCGUACGUUGCUAAAGUGAAGGAGUACGUUAUGGUGGCGGACGUUACCAAAGAUCGUAGAUUUCCAGAAGGCGUCACCUACAAAGAUAACGUGAAAUCUGUGCUAUGCGUUCCUGUGAUGAGCAACUCCGAUUGCUUCGCCGUGGUGGAGUUGUAUCGCGAGACGGAUCAGGAUCCUUAUGAGAAGCACGAUCUGAAGAUUGUCGUUUUGGUGUGCGGUUGGGUGGGUUUGGCCAUCCAACAGAAUCGAGAAGGUAUGGUUCUGCACAAGCAGCAGGAGAUCAACGAUGAUCUUCUGCAGCUUGUGUUGGCCUUCUACGGGAAUACGGUGACUUUCGAGAACGUUCUUGCUGAAAUGCUGAAUUAUGCAAAGACGCAGCUGAACGCCGAAAAAGGAGCAGUUUACGUGAUAGAGAAGGAUCGGACAGAUUUCUUUGCUGAUGUUUACGAUGAGGGAAUCAUGGCCGGAAAGAAUUCGCUGAUAAAGAAGAAGUUGAGAGUAAAAUUUGGAAAGGAGAAGACGGUGGCAAGUUGGGUGGCCAACCAUUGCGAACUGCUCAACGUUAGAGACGUUUACAAUGAUCCCAGGUUCACCAAGGAGAUCAGCAAAGAUGACGAUCAGAUGGUCAUCAAUCGUACUGAACUCUGCAUGCCGAUGAUGGGACGACACGGAAUUAUGGGUAUAAUUACUUUGAUUAACAAGAAGAACGGAUUUUACUUUACGCAAACUGAUGAACACCUGAUGCAGACCAUCGCCACUUACUGUUCACUGGCUCUGCACUAUCAGAGGUCCCUGGAAGCUAACGAAUAUUCGAAAUUGAGGAUCGAGCAGAACGAUGAUUUAAUUGCUCACCACCUGAAGCCCUGUCCGCACAGCUUGAUGGAAAUGGAAAACGACGAAUUCAGUCUGCCCAGGAAUUUCAAAGAUUUCAAUUGGUACAUAAUGAACGAUGACAUCGAAAUGAUGCCCAAGCUCUGCGUGCACAUGUUUCGUGAUCUCUUCGGGGAUGAAAUCAUCAAUAGGUCUGAACUGGACAAGUUCAUUAUAACAUUGAGAAAUAGCUACAGGGAUAUUCCAUACCAUAAUUUUGAGCACGCUUUCAACGUCAGUCACUGCAUCUAUUCGAUCUUGAAUAGAAACAAGGAAUCUUUUAGCUUGAUCGAGUUGCAAGCGCUGAUGGUGGCAGCAACUGUCCACGACGUCGACCACAAGGGCUUCACCAACAGCUACUUAUGUAACACCAAGCAUUAUUUGGCAAGGCUGUACCAGGACGCGCCUUGGGAGAACCAUCAUUUCUACGUUGCCAACAAAAUACUCUCGUUGUACAACAUAUUUAACAAUAUGGAGGAUAGACAUAAGAGGAAGACUUACAUGGAGUUGAUAGAGCGCGCCGUCCUCGACACGGACUUGGUGAACUACUUCAAGUCGCGCAGCAAGAUGAUACCGCUCCUGGCCAACGAAGAGUUCGACCUGAAGGUAGCCGAACACAUGCAACUGCUGAAGGCCAUAAUUAUGACCGUUUCGGACCUCUCGGUGAUGUGCAAACCCUUCUCUGUGCAGCUGCGCGUCUCCUCCUGCCUCUACAAGGAGUUUUACAAUCAGGGCGACAUCGAGAAAUCGUUGGGACUGCUGCCUCUCUCCAUGAUGGACAGAGAUAAACAGUCGAACGUGCCCGACGAUCAGAUGAAUUUCAUCACGAUCGUCGUGAUGCCGGCGAUGACCUUGCUGAAGAAGGUCUUUCCGAACACUGAGGCGCUCUUCACGAAUGCCGAGCUGCUGAGGGACACGUGGAGGAAGAUUAUCGAUUCGAGGGGCGAAAAACUGUGGCGACAGUGCGACUCCGUCGUCUCCUGAGCGACCAUCAUCGUUACAUUCAUCAAAAAAUAUAUUUUACGUACAAUAAAAUAAAUACUUCAUUUCUUUCGA
This is a messenger RNA of Nicrophorus vespilloides, 2440 nucleotides long. RefSeq names its product cAMP and cAMP-inhibited cGMP 3',5'-cyclic phosphodiesterase 10A-like. NCBI's taxonomy places the organism in Eukaryota, Metazoa, Arthropoda, Insecta, Coleoptera, Silphidae. The record is from RefSeq and is a predicted model, not a curated record. Gene Ontology annotation, molecular function: 3',5'-cGMP-stimulated cyclic-nucleotide phosphodiesterase activity; protein binding. The transcript has 11 exons. Bases 23 to 2368 code for a protein of 781 amino acids. Gene Ontology annotation, biological process: signal transduction; negative regulation of receptor guanylyl cyclase signaling pathway.